AGUGCGAUAUCUGCCAUGAGCUAGAUAAUAUCAUUACGAGAGCGUUCGUUCGCUAAACUGAGGCCGACUCCCAGGACCCGGCAAACAGUUUACAAAAUAACACCUUAAAUAAUAUUCAAAAAAACAAUAAUAAUUAUUAUUAUAUAAUUAAUUAAAAUGUUAAUAUUAAAAGUAUGAGAAAAUUAAAUUGAUCAAGUUUUUGAAGUUUAAUUAUUUAGUUUAUUUUUUCUUAUUAUUUUUUUUUUUUUAUUUUUAUUAUUUUUUGAUUUGUAAAUAUUUUGAUUAAAUCGGUUUUUUUUUUGGAGUGUUAAUUUAUGUUUUUUUUUUUUUUUUAUUUUAUUCUGUGGCUGAUUUUAUGGUGUGUCGGUCAAGGACAUUAAUUUGCAAAUAAAUUUUUUCUAUUUUUGACAAUAAAUGAUAUUUAGAAAAAAAAAAUAUACAAAUUUAAAAUGAAAAAAAAAAAUAAUGAAUAUUGAUAUUUAUAAAGAUAGAAAAAGAAGAAAUAAAAAAAUAAAGAUAGUUUUGUCUGGUGUAUAACUGUUUUGGGUUCUUCAGUGUGAUUUAUUUGUGUGAUCGUGUGGCGGCUAAAUUUGGCAGACCUCGUGGAAAACAAGUGGGUAACAUGCUGACUUAAAAGUUAAAUCAAAAUGUGAAUAUCUCAGCGUAUAUUCACGUAAUAAACACGAGAAAAAAAUAAAAUAUCCAACAUAUUAUCAUUAUUAUUUGAUAAAUAAAAUAAAGUAAUUAAAUUAUAUUCAAAAAUAGAAAAAAAGAUCAAACAAACAAACAACUUUUAAUUAAUAUAAAUAAAUAAAUUAAAGCUUUUUUUAUACUUUUUUUUUUUGGAUUUAAUAAAAAAAGUAAACAGUGAACUUUUAAGUGACUUGUUUUGAUUGUUGUGCUUUUUUUUCAUUUAUAUUUUGUGUAAAAAAUAAAAAAACAAAACUAAAGCUUGCAAGCUUGUCAUCGAUGAUGGUAAACGGCACGCUGCCAAAAUACAAUUGGCCAGUUGUUUUGUUUAUUAUCACGUGUAUGUUUAUAACGUAUUAUUAUUGAAAAUAAUUUGUGCUCAAAUAUUAUCAUAAAUAUAUUGUUGUAUUUUAAAUUAAAAAUAUAACAUUAAUGUAUAGCUAUGAUCAGUGUAACACCAUCAACGUCUGACGUUGUCAUCGUCAUUGGCAUAACAUCACCCGGAAGAAAAACAAAGAGAAAUUGUACUCGUGGAAUUCGACAUCAUCGUAAAAUAAAGCAAAAAUAAUAUUAUCAUCAAUUUUUAUUUGAAAAAUACUGUGAAAAAUAAAAAGCUCCUGUUUUGAAAUUAUUGAAAAAAAAAAAAAAACAUAUUAUUAAUAAUAAUAAUAAUAAUAUAAAUAAUAAAAAAUUUAAAAAAAUUGAAAAAUAAUUUAAUAAAAAAAUAAAUAAUUGUAAUUCCACCAUCAAAUAUGGCCUCGGUGGCAGCUUGGCUGCCAUUUGCACGUGCGGCGGCGAUUGGUUGGGUGCCGAUUGCAACUCAUCCACUUCCGCCGCCGCCAAUACCAAAAGAUCGACGUAAAGCUGAUGAUGAAAAAUUAUUAAUAAAUGUUAGUGGUAGACGUUUUGAAACAUGGCGUAAUACAUUAGAAAAAUAUCCAGAUACAUUAUUAGGUUCAAAUGAACGUGAAUUUUUUUAUGAUGAAGAUAGUAAAGAAUAUUUUUUUGAUCGUGAUCCAGAUAUAUUUCGUCAUAUACUUAAUUAUUAUAGAACUGGUAAAUUACAUUAUCCAAAACAUGAAUGUUUAACAAGUUAUGAUGAAGAAUUAUCAUUUUUUGGUAUAUUACCAGAUGUUAUUGGUGAUUGUUGUUAUGAAGAUUAUCGUGAUAGAAAACGUGAAAAUGCUGAAAGAUUAAUGGAUGAUAAAUUAAGUGAAAAUGGUGAUCAAAAUUUACAACAAUUAACUGAUUUACGACAAAAAAUGUGGCGUGCAUUUCAAAAUCCUCAUACAUCAACAGCAGCACUUGUAUUUUAUUAUGUUACUGGUUUUUUUAUAGCUGUUAGUGUAUUAGCAAAUGUUGUUGAAACAGUACCAUGUGGUACACGUCCUGGACGUGCUGGUCCAUUAUCAUGUGGUGAACGUUAUAAAAUUGUAUUUUUUUGUCUUGAUACAGCUUGUGUUAUGAUAUUUACUGCUGAAUAUUUAUUACGUUUAUUUGCAGCACCAAGUAGAUGUAAAUUUGCUCGUUCAGUUAUGUCAAUAAUUGAUGUUGUUGCAAUAUUACCAUAUUAUAUUGGACUUGGUAUAACUGAUAAUGAUGAUGUAUCUGGUGCAUUUGUAACAUUACGUGUAUUUCGGGUAUUUCGUAUAUUUAAAUUUUCACGUCAUUCACAGGGUCUUAGAAUCCUUGGUUAUACACUUAAAUCAUGUGCAUCUGAACUUGGUUUUCUUGUAUUUUCAUUGGCAAUGGCUAUUAUUAUAUUUGCCACUGUUAUGUUUUAUGCUGAAAAAAAUGUUGAGGGGACCAACUUUACAUCAAUACCAGCUGCUUUUUGGUACACCAUUGUCACCAUGACAACACUUGGAUAUGGUGACAUGGUUCCUGAAACAAUUGCUGGUAAAGUUGUUGGAGGUGUUUGUUCAUUGAGCGGAGUAUUGGUGAUAGCUCUGCCUGUGCCUGUUAUUGUCAGUAAUUUCAGUCGAAUUUAUCACCAAAAUCAACGAGCUGAUAAGAGAAAAGCACAAAGGAAAGCAAGACUUGCAAGAAUUAGAAUUGCAAAAGCAUCAAGUGGUGCUGCAUUUGUCAACAAGAAAAAAGCUGCUGAAGCGAGAAUUGCUGCUCAAGCUAGUGGUCUUCAAACGGAUGACUAUAAAGAGGAUAUAUUUGAGCUUCAACAUCAUCAUCUUCUACGUUGUCUUGAAAAAACAACGGAUCGUGAAUUUGUGGAGAUGGAUGUACCAUAUAAUGGUGCACCAAAGCGGCCAGGUUCACCUUCCCCAUUGACAUCACCAGCUCACAGUACCGCUUCACGUGGUGGUCUAUUGCAGUCAUGUUGCGGUCGUUGUUAUUCACAACGUUACCAGGCGUACAAUCAGUACAUUCCGGCAACGAGGGCCCAGCCCCAGCCAGAUCAGUCAGGACAAACGGGAAUAGAUGACACCUACUUGGUCGAGGCCUCGUUUUGAGAUCGUCAUAUCGAGAAUGAAAAAAUGAAAAAAACAUUACAUCACAAUUGAAAUUAACUAAAAUAAAAAAAAAAUAAUAAUAAUAAUUUAAAAACAAAAAAUAUAUAAACAAACAAUUGAAAGAAAAUUAACCAAAUGAAAAAUUUGAAAAUAAUAUAAAAUUGAAAACAAAAAUGUAAGAUGAUCUAUAUUUAGUAGAAAAUAAAUGAAAAAAAAAAUUUACAUUUCAAUUUUUAGAUAAUGCAUAAACACACACGCACACAUUCGCAGAGAUUGACAUACAUAAAUGCAUAUUUAAUUUGAAGCUGAAAAGAAAAAUUAUAAAUUAAUUAAAUCAUUGCAUGAAAUGAUUUGAUAGAAAUUAUUUUAAAUAUUUAGAUUUAAAAAAAAAAACCAUGUAUCGCAUAUUAUCAAUUUCUUCUAUUUCUAUAUUUUUGUGCAAUCAUGACGUGUCUAUCAACGUUGUCAUCACAAUCAUCAUUGACUUCUCAUGAUCAUCAUAAUCAUCAUCACUAUCAACUUGACACCAUCGUGACGUCAUUCAACAUCACUUGACUAUUUCUGCGGCUUCCACAAAAAAAAUAACUGGAUAUAACUGAACAAUAAUUGUCAUUUUUACUGUAAAUCAUCAUUGAUUAUUUUUCGAUCAUUGUCUCAAUCAUAUGCUCUUUCUUUUAAUCUCUCUCCUCUCGCACAAUCUCUCUUUCUCCACUUAUAUAUUCAACUCAUCACUAAUCAAAACUCUGUGGAUGAAAAAAUGAUGAUUAAAAAAAUACAUCAACAUGUGUAUGCAAAAUGAAAAAAAAAUUUGCUUAAUAUAAUGCAAUUUUAUAAUUAAAAAAUAUAUAUAUACCACCAAAAAUAAUGAAAUGAUAAUAAAUUUUGAUAAAUAAAAUUAUCAUGAUGAAUUUAUAAUUUCUACAUUUGCUGGAUGGCAAUAAUAAAAAUAAUUUCAACAAAAAAAUUAACUACAAAAAUGAUAAAAUACAAAUUGGCUAAAUAAAACAAAAUAAUUUUAAAAAAAUAAUAAUAAAAUAAUAAAAAUGAAUAAUUAAUUAAAUGGAAUGGCUUGGGAACAAAAUUAAAAUUAAAAAAAAAUAUUCAGAGUCUUCCAUAUCAACUAACAUCGAACGAGACAAAGGACAAAAUCGUGCUUGUCUACGGUGAUCGUAUACAAGUGCGAAAAAAG
This is a messenger RNA of Aphidius gifuensis, 4347 nucleotides long. It is a transcript of the gene Shal, whose product is annotated as potassium voltage-gated channel protein Shal. The transcript is spliced from 5 exons. The record is from RefSeq and is a predicted model, not a curated record. Gene Ontology annotation, molecular function: protein binding; A-type (transient outward) potassium channel activity. Gene Ontology annotation, biological process: protein homooligomerization; potassium ion transmembrane transport. Gene Ontology annotation, cellular component: membrane; voltage-gated potassium channel complex. NCBI's taxonomy places the organism in Eukaryota, Metazoa, Arthropoda, Insecta, Hymenoptera, Braconidae. Bases 1443 to 3158 code for a protein of 571 amino acids.